Thermothelomyces thermophilus ATCC 42464 is the source of this 387-nucleotide messenger RNA. RefSeq lists its product as uncharacterized. The transcript has a single exon. The annotation marks the transcript as partial. Gene Ontology annotation, molecular function: monooxygenase activity; heme binding; iron ion binding. The record is from RefSeq and is a predicted model, not a curated record. Lineage: Eukaryota; Fungi; Ascomycota; Sordariomycetes; Sordariales; Chaetomiaceae.
AAGGGGGCUAAUCCCGCUCAGUGGCUCCACGGGGUGCCGCACUUGAACGAGGAUGUCUGGGGCCCGGAUGCCGAAGCCUUCCGUCCCGAGCGUUUCAUCGACAACACGCCGCCGGGGGAGGGGAAGAGGCGGCGCGGUUCGCUGAUACCCUUCGGUGGGGGGACGCACCUCUGUCCCGGCAGGAGGUUCGCCGUGACCGAGAUCACCGGCCUGGUAGGGGCCGUGGCGCUGCUGUUCGAUGUCGACGACGUCACGGUGCCCACGAUGCGAGCGGGAUUUGCUGGUUGCGCGAUGGCUCAUCCGGACUGGAAAUCGAGUGAUCCUCCUAGGGCGGUGUUCCGGCGGAGAAAAGGGUGGGAGAAUGUCCAGCUGAGGUUUACUGUUUGA